Wyeomyia smithii (pitcher-plant mosquito) is the source of this 549-nucleotide messenger RNA. RefSeq lists its product as uncharacterized. Bases 104 to 490 code for a protein of 128 amino acids. The transcript is spliced from 2 exons. Lineage: Eukaryota; Metazoa; Arthropoda; Insecta; Diptera; Culicidae. The record is from RefSeq and is a predicted model, not a curated record.
UAUUCCGUCAGGUAAAAUAUAGAAUAGUAUAUGCCUGGCGAGGCUAGGAUCGUUCGCAGAAUAUUACACCACCUAUUUUUUUCGCUUUUAACAAUCGGUUACCAUGCCAGCCGCCACUGGAUCCGCUACAAAAAAGGCACCGUCCCUGAAGGGCUGGAUAACGAAAUUGAAGGAAAUUCAAUCAUCCUUCAAUGAUAUUUGGGAAUUUGUGGAACAAUUCCCGGAUGGAAGCACUAUCACUGAAAUCGAAGUCCGUUUGCAAAAACUCGAGGAAUUGUGGGAGAAAUUUGGGGAGACACUUGUCGAGAUUAAAUCACACGACGAUUUUCCACCCGAGAGUGGAGACGCCUACGACAAAGAGAGAAGAGAGUUCAGUAACCGUUAUUAUCGUGCAAAGCCGUUCCUGUUGGAGCGAAUUAAGGAACACCAAGCUCCUCCACUGUUGGAACAAUCCACCCAUGCAGAAAUCUGGCUAUUUCUGGGUGGGUGAGGAUGUUGGUGAUCAACAAGUUUCACCCCACACUUCAUCCCUGGUUGGAGUCAACUAUA